Molecule: messenger RNA, 1630 nt
Organism: Sceloporus undulatus (fence lizard)
Lineage: Eukaryota; Metazoa; Chordata; Lepidosauria; Squamata; Phrynosomatidae
Product: calcium-binding tyrosine phosphorylation-regulated protein-like
Exons: 5
Coding region: 1-1512 (503 amino acids)
Biological process (GO): sperm capacitation
Cellular component (GO): sperm fibrous sheath; cytoplasm
Molecular function (GO): calcium ion binding
Source: RefSeq, a predicted model, not a curated record
AUGCACACCGCAAAGCCUAGGAUGGUGGUUCCUUAUGGCCUCAAGACUCUGCUUGAGGGAGUGAGCAGAGCAGUUCUGAAGGCCAGCCCAUCCAACAUCACUGAGUUUGCUGCUGUCUAUUUCAGAGAGCUGAUAAUUUUUCGAGAAGAACACCCUAAUUUGGAUAUUAAAGACCUCGUGAGAGAAUUUCAUGCCACUAGAGUGGAAGGAUGGGCUGAAAGAACAUCUGCAGCUACUCCAGUGACCCGUUCCAAAAGGGCUGAUGUUGGAGAUGCAUUUCGUUCAGACUUGGACACGACACCAAUGUCUGAUGAACCCAAACGGAAGGAGAAAUCGACUGACACCGAAGAGGACCAGAUAAAUGAAGAACCUCAGCGUGAACUGAGCACCAAGACUACCCAAUUCCCUUCGACUGUGGAUGAAUUUGUAGAAAAGGCUGGGGAUGAAAAGGGAGCAGGACUUGCCUAUGUCCCUGCUGAUCCAGCCCAGCUAGCAGCACAGAUGCUAGGUAACAUUGAAACUUUUGCUUCUGAACCUGACUUGAAGGAUGUGGCAAUUUCUGUGCAGACCCUUCCUACGGUGUCCCACAGUGCAGAGAACAUUGUAGCUCCUGCAUCACUGGCAGAACCUGCACCAGCAGCACCUUCACCUGCACCUGCCCCUGAAUCUGAACCUGAAUCCACUCCUGAACCCAUUUCCGAACCCACUUCUGAACCCAUUUUUGAACCCACUCCUGAACCCACUCCUGAACCCACUCCUGAACCUGAAUUUGCCCAAGCAGAAGCACCUGCUGAAGAGGAAACACCUAUCCCAGCACAUGUAGAAGCAGAACCUGCUCCUGCCGAAGCAGAACUUGCCCCAGCCGAAGGGGUUACCACAGGUUCAGCACAUUCUCUGAGGGUUGGGUCAGCCACUCAGAGUCAGACCUCCGUUCAUGGGGAAGUAGUUCCCUCAGGCAGUCAGGCUGAGCAACCACCUGCUGACGCAGUAGAGCCCGAUACCUCAGACCCCUUGCAGGAAGAACAGCCACCCCCGCCAGCACCACCACCUCCUCCCGAUAAAGACCUAAUGCAGGCUGAGCCUUGUCCAGAUGAAAUUGAGCUCACAUCAGACUUACAUAUCACACCCAUGUGUGAGGAUGACCCUGAGGCUGGUGGAGAGCCCCCACCACCACCCUAUGUAGAGCAGUUUCCACAGCAAAUAGUCAUUCCCUUCGUAGACACAGUAGCAUGUCUCUUAGAUCCUCUAACGGCUUCACUAAAUGCAGGCCAGUUGACUAGUAUUCUAGAUCCAUCUGCAGAUGAUGCAGAAUGUGACCCUGACAGGAUGGAUACUCCAGAGCAACUGAGAUCAACUGACCCAGGUUUUAUUAUGUCAGUUGCCAUACCACUGGAAGAUGUGAUGACUGGGAAGAAGGGUUCAGGCGCUGGGGAUAAAGCACCUUUUGCAGGCAGUUAUGGCAUAGCAGGAGAGAUCACAUUUACUACUGCCUCAGUACGCAGGACAGAAUAGAGUAAAGAUUGAGAAGAGGUGCUGAUGUUCAACAUUUCACCCCAGAAUGGAAACCUGCAUCUUUAAUUAAAAUAUUGAUUAACUAAUACAAGCAAUAAAGAAAUGCAAGCAAUCUGAA